Triplophysa rosa is the source of this 8219-nucleotide messenger RNA. Its product is annotated as NACHT, LRR and PYD domains-containing protein 3-like. Gene Ontology annotation, molecular function: protein binding. Lineage: Eukaryota; Metazoa; Chordata; Actinopteri; Cypriniformes; Nemacheilidae. The record is from RefSeq and is a predicted model, not a curated record. The transcript is spliced from 10 exons. The coding region runs from base 166 to 3378 and encodes 1070 amino acids.
UCUUUUUUCUUCCGGAGGGAUCAAGUCUCCACAUGACCAGAAACGAAAGUGAAAGAAACAGAGAGACGCCAUCACGGGACUUUAAACUAAAACAAUGGGCGUUUAAAAUCUGCCUGAUGUGGUCUUCUUGACUGCGUAAGGAGUUAUCAACUCCAGCCCUCCACAAUGAGUCGUCAUGGGGUAAAAGAGGAGGAGGUCGAGGUUUAUCAGAGCCAGAUGCCCAGAGUAUCAUCUCCAGAACCGAGCUGUGUGUCAGUGAGGAGUGACCAGUCCAUGAGACAGCCGCCUAUAUUCAGUGAUGGUGCAGUGACUUCUGACCCCAGCAUCAACAGGUUGAAGAGAUCCAGAACAUCAUCUCCUGAGCCUAGCCGUGUGUCAUUGAAGAGUAAUCAGUCAAUGUUGGACCCCAUAGAUUUCAGGGAUGGAGCAGUGAACUCUGACCCCAGGGCCGCUAAUCCAGGUGUUUUCUGCAAUCGGCCCUUUAAUCUCAACAGGUUGAAGAGACCUAGAGCGGCAUCUCCAGAACCCAGCUGUGUGUCAGUUCAGUAUGAUCCAUCCGUGAGGCAGUCAUCUGUAUUCAGUGAUGGAGCAGUGAACUCUGAUCCUCGCAGUGAGAAGAUGUGGAACAAGACAGAAUCAGACCUACUGGAGGAGACUGAAGACAUGCAGCAGGAUUGUCAUGAUGAAUCAGUGGAUGAUGUUCUGCAGAGAGUGAAACACAAACACAAAAGCAUCAUGAAGAACAAGUAUGAGAGUUUAUUUGAGGGAAUGAAAGCACAAGAGAAUCAAACGCUCCUGAAGAGAAUUUACACACAGCUGUACAUCAGAGAGGGAGAGAGUGAAGGAGUGAAUGAAGAACAUGAGGUUUUACACAUGGAGAAACAGCCCAGAAGAACACAAGACUUACAAGACACUCCAAUCUACUGCAAUGACAUCUUCACACCUCAAUCUCAUCAAAGACACAAAAUCAAGAGCGUUCUUACUAAAGGCAUCGCUGGAAUUGGAAAAACAGUCUCUGUGCACAAGUUCAUUCUGGAUUGGGCCGAGGGAACAGCCAAUCAGGACGUAGAUUUCAUGUUCCUGCUUCCGUUUCGAGAGCUGAACUUGAUUCGAGAGCAUCGCUACAGUCUUCACAAACUUCUGCUGGACUUUCAUCCUGAACUUCAAGAUGUGGACUCUCAGAUUUAUGAGGAGUGUAAAGUUGUGUUCAUCUUUGAUGGUCUGGAUGAAAGCAGAAUGACACGGAUGUUUUCAGACCACAGUGAGAAAGUUUCUGAUGUGACGGACGCUUCAUCAGUGGCCGUGUUGAUGUCAAACCUCAUGAAAGGAGAUCUGCUUCCCUCCGCUCUCAUCUGGAUCACCUCCAGACCAGCAGCAGCCAAUCAGAUCCCCUCCAAAUACAUCACGCGUGUGACAGAAAUCCAGGGAUUCGACGACGCUCAGAAGGAGGAAUAUUUCAGGAAGAGAAUCAGCGACGAGCAUCAAGCCAGCAGAAUCAUAUCCCACAUUAGAAGAGCGAGAAGCCUCCACAUCAUGUGUCACAUACCGGUCUUCUGUUGGAUCUCCUCCACUGUGCUUCAGAAGAUCCUGACACAAGAUCACAGUGAAGAAAUCCCCAAAACUCUGAGUGAAAUGUACAUCCACUUCCUGCUGAUCCAGAUGAAGAUGAAGAAUGAGAAGUAUGAUCCAGAGAGAGAUCCAGAGAUCAACAGAGAAGUGAUUGUGAAACUGGCUGAAGUGGCUUUCAAACAGCUGAUGAAGGGCAAUGUGAUGUUCUAUGAGGAGGAUCUGAGAGAGUGUGGGAUAGACAUCACUGACGCCUCGCUGUAUUCUGGCAUCUGUACUGAGAUCUUUAAGGAGGAAUCUGUCAUUCAUCAGAGGAAGAUCUACAGCUUCAUACAUCUCAGUCUUCAGGAGUUCCUCGCGGCGUUCUACUGGUUUCACUGCUGUACAUGCAGUACUCUCACAGUGCUUGGAGAUUUUCAACCGUUGUAUAAUCUGCUUAAAGGUGCAGUAGAUAAAGGUCUUGAGAGUGAAACUGGUCAUCUGGAUCUUUUCUUGAGGUUUCUGCUGGGCCUCUUGUUGGAGUCCAAUCAGAGACUCUUACACGAUCUACUGACACACACGGUGGACACCUCACAAACCAUCAAGAAAACCACACAGUACAUCAAAGAUCAAAUCAAGGGUAAUGAUGGUCUGUCAGCUGAAAGAUCCAUCAAUCUGUUCUUGUGUCUGUUUGAAGUGAAAGAUCAGACUCUGUACAGAGAGAUCGAGGAGUUUGUGAGAUCAGACAAACACUCAGAGAAGAAACUCUCGGCCGCUCACUGUUCAGCAAUAGCCUACAUGCUUCAGAUGUCAGAGGAGGUGAUGGAUGAGUUUGAUCUGAAGAAAUACAACACAACACAGGAGGGCAGAAGAAGACUCAUACCGGCUGUCAACAACUGCACAAGAGCUCUACUUGCUGAGUGUAAUCUCACAGUUGAGUCUUGUAGAAUUAUCUCUUCAGCUCUUCAGUCCUCAGAUUCUCCUCUGAGAGAUCUUGAUGUGAGUAACAAUGAUCUUCAGGAUUCAGGAGUGAAGCUGAUCUCUGAUGCUCUCAACAACACAAACUGUCAUCUACAUAUACUGAGAUUAUCAGGUUGUAUGGUGACAGAUGAAGGAUGUUGUUAUUUGGCUUCAGCUCUGAGUUCAAACCCGUCGCACCUGAGAGAACUCGACCUGAGCUACAAUCACCCACAACACUCAGCACUUCAGCUGCUCGCUUAUCAAAGUGAUCCAAACUACACACUCAACAAACUCAAUUUAGACUAUGGAGGACUUUGCAGGGUUAAACCGGGACUGCAGAAAUAUUUAUGUGAUCUCACACUGGAUCCAAACACAGCCAACGUUCACCUCAUGCUGUCUGAAGAGAACAAAAAGGUCACAUAUGUGAAAGAUCCUCAGCCGUAUCCUGAUCAUCCAGACAGAUUUGAAGGUGUUCCUCAGGUUCUGAGUAGAGAGAGUCUGACCGGACGUUGUUACUGGGAGGCUGAAUGGAAAGUGUGGGCCCGUAUAGCCGUGAGCUAUAAAGAAACCAGCAGGAAAGAAGCCAGUAAUAGUAUGUUUGGACUUGAUGACAAAUCCUGGAGUAUUUUCUGCAAUUCCAAUGGAUUUAACGUUUGGCACAACAAUAAAACCAAGAACAUACCUGCUCCUUCAUCUUCAUCUAAUCGAGUAGGAGUGUUUGUGGAUUGUUCGGCCGGCACUCUGUCCUUCUACAGCGUCUCUGACACACACACACUCACACACAUACACACAUUCAACACAACAUUCACUCAACUGCUAUACGCCGGAAUUAUGAUUAAUUUACUCAACUCUUCAGUGUCUCUGUCCAAAUAAACACACACACACUGUUUUUGUAGUAUGACUGAAGGGGACUGUAUUAGGUUUGAGCAGUGCUUAGUUUGUAAAUUCUGAGGUGCUUGAGGAGCUGUGUCCACCGAGGCGCAUUUACGUGGCUGAAAACGUCCGCUGCAGGCGCAUCGUUCUGCCCAAAGUUGAGCAAUUUUCAACUCUGGGCGCUCGGUCGAACACCGGCGCUGAUCGUGGGAAAAACGCAUAGCACCAGCGCAGAGUGCGGAAAAAAAACGUCAGCUGAUGGCUUUUUUUAAAAGCGCGGCGUUUCCAUAGGAAACAAUUGAAAAAACACAUCAGCCGCAGGCGUAAACGCCUCCGUGGACACAGCCUCUAAGGGGGCGUGUCAGAUCCAGCAAGUUAGUGGGGUGGGGAGAAGUAACGGAAUGUGCAAUCUCUGAGGGUUUUUCUAUCAAACUAUUUAGAUGUAUUGAAAAUGCAUAUAAAAAAGCCUAAAUGGAAAUGCACAUGCGAAGAUAAUCUCAGAAUUAUCAAAGAAAUUUAACGUGAUUUUAUCUUGAGUUUGCCUUAGUUCAAAUGCACAUUAAGGUGAUGGAAACAGUUUAUUGUCAUAAUGAUGAUGUUGUGAAUAUUUGUGCAUCUAAACAAAUAAAAUACAGCCCUCAACAUUUGUUAGAAUUCAGAAGUUUAAUGUUAAACAUAAAUUACACCAGCGUGCAGGUGGAGGCUGCCACGUCCCAGCCAGCAAAGACACAUGGGUCCAGAAGGGUUUGAUGUGGGCUGUCUUCUGGGUCUGAGCUGGUUUUGUCCGUGGGUUCCAUGUAGGCCCCACAUGGGUUAGCCCAGAUGAAAUCAACACUGCUUAGUGUGCAUACUACAGGCUGAUAAAUGUGGCACUGAAUGUUGGAGUGAAUGAGAUAAUGAAGUGAUAACAAGCAGAAUCACUGAUGGACACAGAAACAACAAGAACACAAAGAAAUAAAACACAACAACUACAACUGACUUCAGCCACAAACACCAUUAACAUCUUUAUUUAUUUAUAUUAUUGAGAAUAAACAGUUUUUUUCUGUUCAUGUUUUAUUGAAAAUAACUGGUUUGAUGUCACCAUUAUGUGAUCAGUGUUUGUUUUAGUUGGGCGAGAAUCGAGCGAUUCUGUAUUUAAUGAUAUGGUUAGAUCUGGCACGCUCUUUGCGAAACUAUCUUUAGUAGUCGAGGUAAUUGUUCUACCCUGUCGAUAAGAGUUAAGCGACUGAUUUCUGCAGUGCGCAGUGUACAAGUUAUAAGAUAGUGUUACGGUCUUGGUCUGGUCGGGGUUUCAUCUGCACGUGGGUUGUGUUGUUAUUGUCGAGCACGUGGUAAGCCGCUGGCUGACCGCGUGCUCGGUGUCUGCGUAUUUCACCCCGCCCUCGUGUCUCCUUAGGCUUUCCCGCACUGGUGAUUUUCCACUCCGCACCUACACGCCUGCUGACAUGCUACUCAUUAAGCACUCGUUCCCGUAAUUACUCCACACCUGCCAACCUUUUCCAUCUCAUUAUUUUUCCCCUUAUAUUCCCUCAGUGUAUCUUGUCUGUUGUCUGAUCGUUGCUUGUAUUAGCCAUAGUUUCAGACUGCCCCAGACGUAGCUGCGGCUCGUCUGUAGAAGUUUUUCCCUAGUCUUGUCAUAGUCUUGGUUUUCGUCUCGUCUGGUCAAGUUAAGUCUUUCCCUCCUCUGUUGUCUCGUUUUUCUUGCUGUGUCCCGGCAGCUCUCAUUGGCGUUCACCACCUCUACCCACGGCAGGCAGCUUUCCGCAGACGGAGCUCAGAUUCCUCUUCUGGUCGUCAUCAACCGCCACGUUCUCAGCAUGGGUCCCGGGCCGAGUGAGGUCCCGAGAUACUUCCCUCCUCGUCUCAGUGUUGGAGACCUAUCCUCAGCCCGAGUCGCCGUGGUCAUCCUAUUGGGGACUCAAGUUCUUACCACCGCGGACAACACGUCCGCGGUUGGGGUUGUUCUCUGUUUAUUGCUGCCUUGUUAUAUAAUAAACAUCUUCGGAUUUUCACCGCAUCUGGGUCGCCUUGUUUCUCUGUCAUGACAGAUAGUGAUCAGUGACAUCGUCGCUUUAUCACUUUAUCAACGUUAACCAAUAGGUCCGAUAAGAAGUCUGCGAACUCUUUCAGAAAAGUAGGCCAAACUUUAUGAGUUGGUUUUGGUCGUUUAUUACAUUGUCUUCAGGUUUAAUCACGAUCAGAUUUUUUCUCUUAGUUUUGCCUAAAUUAUUAUUUUGUAGUAUUAUUCGGGGGACAGAUACGGUCUCUAUGCAUUUGGAAGCAGUAACAUUUAUAACAGUUGAGUGGGAGGAACACAGACUAUGGUUAACGUUUUGACUUACAAAAUUAUCAAAAUUCAAAAUUAUCAACAAAGAGCAGCUUCUGUUCAAUACACCAUGACAUCAACCAUUUAUUUAGAGCAAAUAGUCUACUAAACUUUCAUUCCCUCGUCGGUAGGUAGGAAGCGGCCCUGAUACGAUGAUCCUCGCUGUGGGCGAUGCGUUGCGUUCCAUCUCGAUCGGACUCCUGAAAUCCCUCUUCAGGAUCUCCGACUGCCGCAUCCUGACGUCGUUCACCCCCGCGUGCAGCACGACAGCUCAGACAUUUGCGUCGCCCUUCAGGAUCGCAGGUACCUGCACAGAGACAUCAAGAACACGGGCGCCAGGAAAACAAUGAGUGCGCACCUUACCUUUAGUGGAGGAGUCUCCGAUGACCACAGCGUUGCAUUCUGUCUCGCGGAGGGCGGAAAAACGGUUCCUGGUCGGGAUCUCGAAGACCGGUGGCGGCAGUUGGGUCAUCGCUCCGGUCCUGGCUCGCGCCUUUCACUGUGGGUGUGCCGGUGCAGGAGUGAAGUUCAUUUGGGCUGAUUGUGUUCUCGAAGCCUGGGCUCUGUGCAGAGAAACACGCGGAGUAGAAGUGGUAGGAGUAUUACAAUCACGAUGAAAACUUACCGCGGAUUUGUGAGCGUCAGCCCGGGAUGUUUCCAGUGCCGUUUUACGUUCUCGCAGCCGUGUCUGCUUCUCAAGUAAAUCCUGGAUCUGCUUCUCCACAGCCUCCAGUUCCUCCAGGACCUGGAAACUGGAAUGCAGCUGGAGGAAGCAGCUGCUGGGCACCCGCGGGUUGCUCAUCGGGGGCGCGGCCUGAGCUUGCUGAAGGCCUGUUGCGGUGACCUGAUGGAGUUGAGUUUUGCAGAGGGUCGGUGGAGGACGGCUUGUUUCAAGUGGAAAGAGGUCUGGGUGCUGGGUGAUCUUAAUUGGUCAGUGGCUUGUAUUUCUGAUACAGAUCUCUUUGGAUGAGUUUUUGACUGUAGCGAGACUAGAAGGCCGUAUAGAUCCGGUUUAGUCAUCUUCCUGUUUACGUGGACGUCUCGGUCGGAGAGGGCUUGACAUAAGCUUGCUACGUUCCACUUCCCUAUAGGUGGUAUGGUGGAUGUUACCGACGCGUAAGAUGAUGCUGGGGAAGGAGGCUGGCGCACAAUGGAUCCAGGUGAUGACUGACGUCGUCAUUUUGAAGUGGAUGGAGUAGAUCGGUGAGAUGAACGACCCCGUGGCUGAGCUGGUGGCUUGGUCGCUGUGUCCUUGCCGGGGUUGGAGUGUUGGAUAGCGCUUGAAUGAGCCGCCGUGUCCUGGACAGUGGAACUUUCUUUUCCUGAUGAAGAGGAAGUAUCAGACAUGUCGAAGUCUUUUAAGCUUGUCGUAGAUUUUUUCUGUUUGUCUCAGAGCUGUUUUCCAGACUUGCGAUGUCGAAGACUGAAAAAGUGCAGGUAAGACGUACCUAUUUACAGAGGUGUAUAGUCCAGGGGCCAAAGAGUAAAAGUCCUGCCAUAUUUUUGUUACCUCUGCCUAUUUAUUGAAUAGUUCGCUGGGUCUGAUAGGUCGAAGUCAUGAUAACUGAUGCGGAUCAGCUGCAAUUGCUGAUGCGGAUCAGAUGAUUGCUGAUGCGCAUCAGCCGGGCUUGAUUAUAUGCUCCGGCUCCUCCUUGAACUUUGUUAAUAAAACAUCAUGUAAGGAGAGUCUUAGCACCACCUUCUACAACCACGCCACCAUGACAGCGGGAAAAAACGGAAGUACAGGGAUGUUGCGCCCUUUUAAAGGGACCGUGUGCUUCUCGUGCGCCCAGCUCCAUUCCACCCAAACAAGCUAAUUAGCCUCCUCCCAUUACAUGAACAUGAGUAAUAAUUCAUUUUUAAAACUAUUAAUAUGCACUUGUAAACGCUUCAUGCUUUUAAUAAAAACAUUGUAAAUGUUUAAUAUUUGAGUCAGUUUCGAAAGGCUGCAUCCUCGAGUCCUCCGAAGGAUGCGAUAUACCGAGGGUCCUCAACAUAUAGAAUUAAAUGAGGACAUAGGCUAUUGGAAAAAGGAAGUAUGACGUUGCUAUGCCAACACAUUGUGCUCAUACCUGUCAAAUUAAUCAAAACGAUUAUAACAUGAUUUGAAGAAAUAAAAAGUCGGUCAGUUUCUAUCCUAAACAAUACCAGAAGAGUUAAAAAAUGUCUUGCCUUACUGUUUUAAACGUUUAAAAAUCACUUCUAAUUCUUAUUUACUACAUCAUGUACUACAAUAGUCUAUUCCUAUUUUUUACUUGUACAUAUUUACAUACACACAUAGCUUUACUCUCUAUAUCUUUAUCUUAUGUUUAUUGUAUUGUAUUUCUUAAUUGUUUAUACCCAUAGGCCCUUAUUUAAAUCAUUGUGUCCUGUAUUCUAUUGUGUUAUGGUCUCUGUGUACUGUUGUUGCUGUUUCUGUGUUCUGGAUGCUCCUGUCACCAAAACAAAUUCCUUGUAUGUGCAAACAUACUUGGCGAUAAAGCUCUUUCUGAUUCUGAUCUAUCUGCUGAUUAAA